AUGUCAGUGACGAUUCACACUAAUUUCGGCGACAUUAAGUGCGAGAUCUCUUGCGAUGAAGUCCCCAAAGCAGCCGAGAAUUUUUUGGCAUUAUGUGCCAGUGGCUAUUAUGAUGGAACCAUAUUCCACAGAAAUAUAAAGGGUUUUAUGAUCCAAGGUGGAGACCCAACAGGCACAGGAAAAGGUGGGACCAGUAUAUGGGGCAAGAAAUUCAAUGAUGAGAUAAGAGAAUCUCUGAAGCACAAUGCUAGGGGGAUACUAUCAAUGGCCAAUAGUGGUCCCAAUACCAAUGGAAGUCAGUUCUUCAUAACUUAUGCAAAACAACCACAUCUCAAUGGAUUGUACACCAUCUUUGGCAAAGUUAUUCAUGGGUUUGAAGUUCUAGAUAUCAUGGAAAAGACUCCAACGGGACCAGGGGAUCGACCUCUGGCAGAGACAAGAAUCAAUCGUGUGACUAUACACGCCAACCCACUCGCUAACUAG
This is a messenger RNA of Ilex paraguariensis (yerba mate), 483 nucleotides long. NCBI's taxonomy places the organism in Eukaryota, Viridiplantae, Streptophyta, Magnoliopsida, Aquifoliales, Aquifoliaceae. The record is from the annotation of a GenBank genome assembly.